UCAACAACCAUUGCUCGAAAACAUUGCUUAAAAUUGUUACCUAUCAAGCAGUUUGAAUUUUUCAGACUAGCAGGCUAACGUACCUAUGGGGAUAAAUUGAUCUAAAUUUUCUUGGUUUGGGCUGUUCUAAUGCUGAUUUGGCAACUUGUACCUGGGACGCCUGAAGACUGCACUUAAACUGUGCCUUCUUUUUGCUUUUUUUCUCGUGAAUUUGACUGCUGGGCUUCUGAGACAGACUUCAGGAUCAGACUCCCUUCUCUCUUGCACACACAUGAGCGCUGUGUUCCUCUCUUGCUGGGCCGUGCGCCAUGCCUGACCGGGAUAGCGCCUACCUGGCAGGCGGCGGUGGGGGCGGCAGUGGGGCAGGGGUGGGUGCUGGGGUUGGGGAGGAAGGGAGUACAGGUGCGGUUUUGGGCGGAGGUGUCGGAGAGUGCAGAGGUAGUGUGGGAGGAGGCUCAGGUGGCUGUGGAGGGGGCAGUGGAGGUUCAGGGGCCAUGGGUGGAGGCGGUGCUCUGGGGAACGGUAAUAGCUGCGGGGGUGCGGGUGGGGGUUCCGGUUCAGGCUUAGGUCUGGACGGUGUAUGUCGAGACUUCUUGCGGAAUGUAUGCAAGCGGGGCAAGCGCUGUCGCUUCCGCCACCCUGACUUUAACGAGGUGCCCGAUCUGGGUGUGCAGAAGAACGAGUUCAUCUUCUGCCAUGACCACCAGAACAAAGAGUGCAUGCGUGCCAACUGUCGCUUCGUCCACGGCUCCAAAGAGGAUGAGGACUAUUACAAAAAAACAGGGGAGCUCCCCCUUAGGCUGAGAGGGAAGGUGGCUGCGGGGUUGGGCUUGUCACCUACCGACCUCCCUCUUAGUCGUGGAGAGGUGCCCAUCUGUAGAGACUAUCUGAAAGGCGAAUGCCAACGGGGAAACAAGUGCAAGUUCCGCCACGUGAGGAAGGACUAUGAAUACGAGACAUCUCGGGUGGGCGUUGGUGGUAUGAUGGGGGUGUCAGGGGGGAUGAGUGGCAUGGUGAACGCAGGUGGGGGAGGGGUGGGCAGUGGCGCUGGUCCCUGUGGGGGGAUGUCCGGACUUGUCGGCGGGAGCGGCGGGAAUAUGAUGGGAAUGGGGUGCCCUAAUCUGGGCGGGUGCAGGGAUCAGGGGAUGUCGGGCGGCGGAAGCGGAGGAGGGGGAGGCGGAAUGGGGGGCUGCCUCUCUUUGGGAGCUGCGGGGCAGCGCAGAUUCGACAGGGGACCCUGCUCUGUUUAUGACCCCCUCUUUGAGAAUGGACUCUUUGAGGCUGGGCCACUUGAAACUCCAAUGGACCACACGGCUCUUCAGCUGAAGAGGAGGCGUUUGGAGGGGCUCCGCUUGGCUGACGGGGCUGGGGGAGGACAUUACGAGCUGGGGGUGCAGGCCACCCUGCCAGCCCGACCACUGGAGUACCGCUUUCUGGAGGAAGAGAAUGCUCUGCUGAGGAAGAGAGUAGAGGAGCUGAAGAAACAGGUUUCAAACCUCAUAGCGACAAACGAGGUUCUUCUGGAGCAGAACGCUCAGUUCCGGAGCCAGGCAAAGGUCAUGACCUUGUCCUCCACUCCUGCUCCUUCUGAACAGAGCCUAGCGCCACCUGUGGGCUCGGUGAGCUCCUACAACCACAGCAUUGCCCAGACCCACACAACGCUGAGCAGUGCUGGCCUUCAGCCCCGCCCUGUGACUCAGCAAGACUUAGUGGCCCCUGCAGGUGCCCCCACCGCACCUCCUACCAAUGCUGCCCCACCUACUGCACCCCCACCCCAUCUAAACCCAGAAAUCACCCCCCUCUCUGCAGCACUGGCCCAGACUAUUGCACAGGGCAUGGCUCCACCUGUUUCCAUGGCGCCUGUGGCAGUCUCUGUGGCACCGGUCGCCGUGUCAAUGGCCCAGCCGUUGCCGGGCAUCACUAUGAGUCACGCCACCACGCCGAUGGUAUCGUACCCUAUUGCCAGUCAAAGUAUGAGGAUCACCACUCUGCCUCACUAAGUCUCAAAACACGACAAGCUUGCAACCCAUUCACCUUUGGAUGCCGUUGACACGCCCCCUCACCAAUUCCAGAACCCCCCACAAUACUCCCAUCCAACAUUAGUGAUCCAUGCAUCAACCCAUCAGAACUGCUAGUCUGCUCGCAGUUGCCCUCUGAAGACUUCCUGUGGGUGAUGCUGUACUCACGCUAUAGUACCACUCCUGACACUGAAUGAAUAUCACACAGAGAGAUGGAAAGAGAGAUGCUGCAUCAUUAACGUUUAUCCAAUAUCAAACUGGACCGAGUUAGGAUGACAGAAUCCAGCUCCUUAAUUCACUCUAUAAGGAACAAUGGCAUUUAAUGACUGUUUUAUGACGUACAUGCCUGAUGCUGUGAAAUGACUGUGUGCCAAAGAGACGUUUCAAACGCUGGCACCAAAACGCAUAAUCACCUGAUGUAUACCAUAAGACAUGGAUGUUUGUCGGUGCUCUUCUCUAGACUUCUUCUACAAUGUCCGACCUUUUGUUACCGCUAGAUUUUGUGAAAUUACGUGCGAAGGCUUGAUUUUACUUUUGUUUUGUUUUUUCUUGUUGUUGUUGAUGUUUGCUCUAUGGGUUACUUUUGUGUGAAGUGAUCUUCAGUCUUUUGCACAAAAUGAAGGAAAAUAACAGCCAU
Messenger RNA from Chanos chanos (milkfish), 2655 nucleotides. It is a transcript of the gene zc3h10, whose product is annotated as zinc finger CCCH-type containing 10. The transcript is spliced from 3 exons. The record is from RefSeq and is a predicted model, not a curated record. The coding region runs from base 309 to 2000 and encodes 563 amino acids. Gene Ontology annotation, biological process: regulation of RNA splicing. Gene Ontology annotation, molecular function: metal ion binding; RNA binding. NCBI's taxonomy places the organism in Eukaryota, Metazoa, Chordata, Actinopteri, Gonorynchiformes, Chanidae.